This is a messenger RNA of Myxocyprinus asiaticus (Chinese sucker), 4375 nucleotides long. It is a transcript of the gene tab2, whose product is annotated as TGF-beta activated kinase 1 (MAP3K7) binding protein 2. Gene Ontology annotation, biological process: positive regulation of protein kinase activity. Gene Ontology annotation, molecular function: K63-linked polyubiquitin modification-dependent protein binding; ubiquitin binding. The record is from RefSeq and is a predicted model, not a curated record. The transcript is spliced from 9 exons. NCBI's taxonomy places the organism in Eukaryota, Metazoa, Chordata, Actinopteri, Cypriniformes, Catostomidae. Bases 330 to 2627 code for a protein of 765 amino acids.
CUUGUACGGCCGCCAUAUUGUGUGACACUAUUUUGAUUCUUAUCUGCUGAAAGCGAGAAAGGAAGAGAGAAAAUACGGGGGGAGCAGAGGGGGGAAAGAAGAAGAGCUGUCAAAAGAAAUCCCCAAGUCUGUGAAACAGCGGGAGGCGGUGGCGCGGUGUUCUCCGCUCAUCGUGGUCUUUAACGGAGUUAGGCCUGGGUUCUGUCAGCAGUCCGGCGGCGUCUCGGGGGUUGAAGGUGGCCGGGGAGCGGCGGCUGACACGAAGAUGCUGAGUUAGUGUGUGUGAGUGUGUGCUGUGGUCGAGUCCGUUUUGUUGUGGCAGUAGACGAAUGGCACAGGGAAACCAGCAGAUUGAUAACCAGGUUCUGUACCACCUGCGCCAGAAGUUUCCAGAAGUUCCAGAGGACGUGGUGUCUCAGUGUGUCCUAGAGAAUAAGAACGAUUUGGCUGCAUGUUGCAAGUACCUGGCCAAGGUGAGUCCUGGUUUCUUGUAUAGUGAAGGCAGCCAAAGUUUGACAGACCUUCGCAAUCACAUGACCCAGCUGAACCUCGGCGUCUCACAGAAUACCCAUGGUGCUGUUCAGCGAGAUGUAGUAAGGAUGAAUGGCAGCAGGACUGUCACCCCAAGUGUGAGCGAUGGGCCUUUAAAUGCUCCAUCUCCCGCCUCUGACUUCUAUAAGCCUGAAGCGCAGUCCGUGCCCACACACACACCCACAAGCCUCAGCACGUUUGGUGCCAUGGAGUCCGCUCGCAAGCCCCAGCCUCCUCAGCACCUUGGCCUGUACCAGAUUGGGGGCAAAGGUCAUGGGCCACACCCGACCCCACGCUUCAACCCUAUCACAGUGACACUUGCACCCAACACCGGUCGAAAUACACCUACCUCCCUCCACAUUCAUGGAGGGCCUCAAUCGGGUCUGAACAGUCCAAAUUCGAUCUACAUUCGCCCGUAUGUGACCCAGCCGGGCUCUACACGACAGGUACAAGGCCGAGCGCAGUACAGUCCCACCUCACAGCCUGCUCAGCAGAUAUAUCAGAUCACCCAUCCCGCAGGUUCCCAGAGUACUUGGAGUGGAACCCAACAUCAGACUUCACAUGUAUACAUGCCAAUCAGUUCACCCACCAACACCCAGGCCCCCUCCAUACCCUCGGCAGUGGCGUCACAUGCCUCCUCUUCAUCACCCUUGCCCUCCUCAUCCUCCUCAUCUACUCCUGGCCCAGUCUCGUCCUCCUUUAGCCAGUACAACAUCCAGAACAUCUCAACAGGGCCACGGAAGAAUCAGAUUGAGAUAAAGUUGGAGUCUCCUCAGAGAGGAGGUGGAGGUUCGGGCACAGCCACCGCUACACUCCUGCGAUCCAGCUCCGCCCCGCGACCCGCCCCUACAUCUUCGUCCUGUCCAUCUUCGUCUUCGCUGGCUACCAGCACCGGAUCCUCAACUCCAAUCUCAAUUGGAGGUCCGGGACUCAGCCGCAGCCAGCCCACGGUGUAUAUCUCUGCAUCUCCACCCACUGCUGCUACAACUCCAUCAGAUGAAAGUGCCAUCGUUCCUAACACCCCUCGUUCACAGCCCAAGUUCUACAUUUCUGCCAACACGUCAUCCGAUGACGGAGUGGGACGAAACCCGGCCACUGUUUACAUCUCGGCCAAUCCAACACUUCAGGGUUCUUCUCGAGGUUUGGGAAGCCAGGUGAGCAUGGGCCCCGCCUACAUCCACCACCACCCGCCCAAAUCUCGACCCUCUGUGGGGGCUGGAGGCACAGCUUCGUCACCUCGUGUGGUGGUAACACAGCCCAACACCAAAUACACCUUUAAAAUCACUGUCUCCCCCAAUAAACCCCCGGCUGUAUCUCCUGGAGUGGUAUCUCCAACGUUCGAGCCCACUAACCUACUCAGUCUACCUGCCGAUCACCAUUACUCAGAGCCAGAGCCCCUGUACCAUUCUGACCCGCUUUCACCUCACGGGGACAAAAGUUCAGAGCCGCGCAGACUCAGCAUGGGUGCUGACGACGCUGCUUACACACAAGCUCUGUUAGUGCAUCAGCGUGCACGUAUGGAGCGGUUGUGGCAUGAAUUAGAGCUGAAGAAGAGAAAGCUAGAGAAGCUGAAAGAGGAAGUCAACGAGAUGGAGAAUGACCUCACGAGGAGACGACUACAGCGCUCUAACUCAGUCUGUCAGAUACCAUCUAUUGAGGAGAUGCAGCAGUUGAGGUGUAAGAAUAGGUUACUGCAGAUUGAUAUUGAUUGUUUAACCAAAGAGAUCGACCUCCUUCAAACACAAGGACCAGACUUUAAUCCAAUUGCAAUUCACAAUUUUUAUGACAACCUUGGAUUCAAGGGUCCUGUACCUCCUAAACCUCCUAAAGGUCCUACAAAGCCAGGUGCGGAUCCCACAGGCGCUCUAGACAAGAGGCGACGCAAAAUAAAUGUCAGCUCCAAGUUAAAGCGAGACCCCUCUCUACCUCCUGUACCUCCUCCUGUGGCUGUACCCAUGGAGGGCAGUAGAAACGUGAGGGUGAUGUCGGAACCUGAGGAAGAUGAGGGAGUUCCGUGGAGCUGUACUGCCUGCACUUUCCUCAAUCACCCUGCCCUUAUCCGCUGUGAAGAGUGUGAAUUUCCACGGCAUUUCUGAGCCUCACACAAAAUGCAUGUCACAUACACAAAGACGCAUAGACAGCCACCGUUUUGCCUUCAUCAGGAAUCUUGGACACACCUGUUGGAGGUUUUUCGUCUUUGUAUAAAGUUUCCUAUUUGCCGCGCAGUGUCAGUGUUUAUCUGUUUGUGUUGUGGUGUUCACUGAAGACUGGAUGAUGUUUACAGCUCUUUUGUCUCUGUAUAGAAUGUGAGUUUUGUGUGUUGCAUGGGAGAUCAUGGGAGAUUUCACGCACUCAAGCAGCUCAAUGCUGUCAGUGAUAUUAUUACAUGUUUAUAAAAUGCAAACACACACAAACACUUCAUACGUGUGGGUAUGGAUGCCAGCGUGCCUUUCGUCAGGGGACCUGUUCGUGCAAGCCACCUGAAUGGAAAAACAAAAGGACUUCUUUUUUGGAUGGAAUCUUUCUAAUUUUGGUAUCUGCUAAACUCACAUUUCUUUUGUUUGGUAAAUUAAACUGAAAAUGAAAAAAAAAAAUGCAUGCUUUAGAUGUACAGUUUACAGAGGAGAGUCUCCACCACACAGAUUUUUCUGUACAUAGUUUUAGAAUGAGCUUUUCAAUGCCUAUUUCUUUCUCAAGAUUUCACAUGUAUUUCCUGUAAGUAUAGCUUUAUAGACUUCAUUUAUUUCUAUGUGUUAUUUUGUUGUUGUUGUUCUUUCAGAUAAGUAUUGUUUUCCAUCUUGAGCUUUAGGGUGUUUUGUGAGAACUUAAAGGGAUGCUCAAACGUGCAACGGCAAAUGGGGGGGAAAAAAGAAAAUGCUCUUUGUCGCAGCAAAACUGAAAAAGAUCACGAACUCAUUAAUAAGGUACAUGACCUCUGAGCGGUCAAAAGACUUCACAAGAAAUCCAGUAAAGCCUCAGACAACCAAUGCCUUCCUAUAUGACAACUGGAAUGUAGGUUUACUAUUAGUUGAAUUUAUACCUUUGUGCCAAGAGGAAUGAUUCUUUGCUAUGCAUUCGUAAAGCUUUAUCAGAGUAUUUGAUAUAAUGUGGAUUGAGAGAAAAGACUUGUUAGAUUUGUCUUACGGUGUCUGGGUGCCCACCUAAAAGGGAUGAGUAUUCGCAAGGGCUUUUAAAACACUGAGUACUCACCGUUGGCCUUUAUAGAUUUUGAAAUUUGCCAAAGUACAUGAAGCGCAUAUCACUGUGUUCCUGAGUGUAGCGAAAUAUUUCACAAUGUGCCUUCAGUCUUGUAGAGGUUCUCUGUUACGGAUCAUGGUUUGUGACAGUAUGCACAAUGCCUCCUCUGCAGAUGUUACAGAAUUUAAACAGGUCCUUUCAAAUGUUUUCUAACUUAAUUCAUUGAUCUAACCUUUUUUUUUUUUUCUCAGAGAAAUGUUUUGUUACCUGUCCUCAGACUGCUAAUGCAUAAAUUGUGCAUUGAAAUGUUAUGAGGUCAUUAUUUAUAAAACAAAUGAAUACAUUCAAUUCCCAGAAUGCAGGUUUCUGGUAUCCAGGCUAAAAAUAACUUGGAGAACAUUAAGAACAUUUAUUCUAUGUGCUUUUUAUUUCCAAGAAACUGGUUCAGAGUCAUGUUUCAUUAACUUUUGAGAAACCCAAAGAAAUAAUCAGAUCCGUCUGUCAACUUGUCAUAUGUGUGUAUGGAUUUUUAGAAAAAGGGGGAGAAAAGUCAUUUGAAUAUCUAAUAUUUUUGUUUUUAGCUGGGAAAACUGUCUUUGUAAUAGAUAAGUUAUUUGUAAAAACAAUAAAAAAAAAUCUGAAUAAA